This is a messenger RNA of Sinocyclocheilus anshuiensis, 4739 nucleotides long. Its product is annotated as rho guanine nucleotide exchange factor 17-like. The record is from RefSeq and is a predicted model, not a curated record. The coding region runs from base 434 to 4648 and encodes 1404 amino acids. The transcript is spliced from 3 exons. Lineage: Eukaryota; Metazoa; Chordata; Actinopteri; Cypriniformes; Cyprinidae.
GCACUUAUUCCAGCUGGAAAUAAAGCAUGCUUUUGAAAAAAGUCAGUCGGCCAAGGAAAUGGGAUUUACUUUGGAAAAUGUACAUUAUUCAGACGUUGCUCUAGUGUGUGUUGGGCUGAAACACUUGGGAGUUUUCUGCUCAAACUUUGAGCUCUUUCUAAAUGCAUGGAUGGACACUAAGGGAAGCAAACAUGCGCAAAGUUCUGGGGAUAUAACUCUGUUUUCGUAAACAAGCUAAUCUAUUGUUCCUGAAUUUUUUGUCCUCCUCUUCGGAAAACACUGCCAAGCAACUUUUGUGGUUAAAUGGGGGCAUUGUAAGUUGUUUUCAGGGGGUAAAGGCAACCACGGAACACGAAGGAGAAGAAAAGUGCGGACUAUUCAUCAAUGAACUGAGAGAAUAGUAAGAAAGACAAGUGGGAGGACAGGCAUCGCAAUGGCUGAAAGGGCGAUUGAAAGAAAAGCGCCUGUUCACAGAAGCGUCUCUUUCAAAAAGGUAGAGAGCUGGAGCGCAAAGCGCAGAUCAUUUGGAGGGGAUUUGGAUAGGUGCGGUGCCCUUCCCCCAGACGCCGUAGAGCACAGCGCGCAGCCAUCACAAGCGACGCACGCUGUUACUGAAUCCAGAAAAGUUUCCAAAAUCUCAGCGGCCAGCCUCUCGACCGCAGACCUCAAGAAAGCCUCGCAUGGAGUAUCUCCAUCGGUUCGUCAGCUCUCUGAGAAGUUCAGUUUGAGCACAGACGGGACACAGAGCUCAUUAGUCAACACUGGAAGCGUUAAAAACACAAAAAGUGUCGAAGAUUCGUCUUUGAGCGAGAGUGGCUGCAUAUCCAAGGAGUUUUCUGAGUCUGCGACGGAGAAACAACUUAAGGACAGUAAAAGAUAUUGCGCGGCUCAAGAGUCUGUGUCAGGGUCGGAUUCGGGCAGAGGAGAUAAACACAGGCUCCAGAAAACUGUGGGUGGCACAAACACAGGGAGCCCAACAUGCAAAUCUCGUCACUAUCACCCUUCCUAUGGAGAGACAUCUAUUCAUAUUGAUGCAAACUGGCCAAGCGUUUCUAAGAUUAGAGAACUAUUUGGGGAUGGACGCAGAAAGCAACAUCGGUCAACUUCAGAUGCUGAUGACUUGAAAUCUGCAUGUCAACACCUCCAGCAUUUCGACGCUAAAGAGGGCAUCUCAACUCCAGACAAAAGUGACAAACAGUUCCCCCACCAGCCAAGGGGAGACUGGCAAGACACAAACUGCUCUCAUCAUGACAACAGUACAUUGUAUGCGGACUAUUCAAUCCCUAACUUCCAUACUUUAGCUGCUGAAAGCCAUUCCUUUGAGUUUUUGAAUUGUGAUUCUCCUCCUGCUCCCCCACCGCGCAGUAGAACGACCGCUUUGCCCCUCAGGUCUCACCGUUGGCAGCUGCAGAGACAGAGGGCAGAGCAGCCACAGCCACCGGAUAGCUCGCAUUCCUCGCAUAACUCCUCCCAACCACAGACAGGGCCCUCCGUGGAACUAGCCAGCACUGGGGGAAGACUGAGCUCUGGAGAAGAGGACGAGAAGCUCAGAGAACGGACAGGCGAUAACUUCCCACAAAACAAGUAUGGCAUCAGGGCUAAGUUGAGAGGAAGGUCUUCAGGCAGUGAGGAAGAUAGCCCUGCAGCGCUAGCACACCACAACAAGGACGUAAGACGUCGCUCGCUAAGGAAAAAGAAGAAAAGCAAUUGCAGCAGAGGCAAUGAAGAGUCAGAUGACAGUGACAACCAACCUGUAAUGAUGCAGCCGUGUGAUUCUCAAACGGUGGGCCGCAAGAUUGAAGGUUUCCAUUCUAGGGGUUGUUAUAUGGGCAUGCCAUGGGCACGAGACAGCACAUCUCAACGAUCCCGUGUGACUAAGGACAGCUUUAGGCACCUAUAUAGAAAUUUCGAGGGGUCAGUCAGAACUAGCCCUGUUCCUCAGGUGUCGCGGGUUUCGAAAGUCACUAUACCCUCAUUUACAUCCAGUCCGUUGGGGUCAAGAAGUAGUAGCAGGUAUUCUAGCACAGAGACGUUAAAAGAAGAGGAUCAGCCAGCCAACAUCCACAGCUAUGGCAGGGCUUCAUCAGCUGCUCUGAGUAAAACAUACCAUGGCAAUGCCACCAUGUACCGCUCGCCUAGUUUUGGCCAUGGAGAUAACUUGUCUCGUGCCCCAGUUCGAGCUCACCCUAAGCUUGUGUCCAGCUUAAGCCCAGCAGAAUAUAAAACCCGCAGUUCAGACAACAGGGUAUUCUGCCACUCCUUAAAUAAUGAGAAAGACAGGAACAGGAUCUCUAUAUCCAACCCUGACAUUGCCUCUGAAACUCUAUCACUUCUUAGCUACCUUAAGACCGAUCUGUCUGAGUUGAAAAUGAAGAAAAAGGGACAAGAUGACAAGGGCAGUCUUAACUCUGAUCAAGGUACAUCUGUGUACAGAAUGGGCUCAAGGACAAAUCGGCCACACCAUGGACGCCCUUCCCUGAAGGAUCUCACUGCUACUUUGAGGAGGGCAAAGUCUUUCUCUUACUCUGAGAAGCCAGCAGGGCAGCAAUAUUAUAGUAGCGGGCCAGGUUUAAGGAGUUCCCCCGAGCGACGGCUAGACUCUGAAGAUAGUGGCGAGCAGGUGUUGAUUGCUGACAGGGAGGUGGAGAGCGACGACUGUAGAAGUACCUACUGUUACGACGAGCCAAUGCCUACCCCUCUGCAAGACCACUACGUGCAGGAAGCCAGACAGGUGAUAAGAGACAUUUGUCAGAUGGGCGAAAGUAAGGAUGACUAUGAUGAUUAUGAGGAAGACCGUUUCAAGACAAAAAGCAGUGAUGCUAAAAUAGACACUGAAAAAGAAGAUAAGGCAAAGCAGGAGGUGAGUAGACUUGAACACUCUGAUUUUACUGGGUGUAAGGAAGGGGAGGCUGAUGGAAAAAGUGGAAAAUGUUUACAGAAGGGAAAUUCGGAGGAGAACAUGUUCUGUGAUAAGUCAUUGGAUGAACUCUCCGGCCAUGAAUCUAGCCUGACAGAUGAAGGAAUUGUCACAGAGCCAGAGAUUGGCUCAUAUGGGGGGCUAUCCUGCGGUAAAGACUUGCUGGAUCAGACUCUCACCGUUUGGAAUCAGUCAGGGUUGUACGAAGAGCAGUUGCCUUAUACAACACCAGAGGAAUCUCUUUCAUCUCAAGUUCCGUCUGUUAAGACGGAGUAUGAGGGAGUAGCCAUAGGAGGAGACAUUAGCAGCAGUAAAAAUGUAAACCAGGGGGCCUUGGAGGCUCCGUCUACUCCUAGUGCUAUUCGCAGGCGAAGGAAAUUCUCCUCCGCUGGAAACAACGGCUCAGACUCCAGCAAUGGCAGUAACGGAGAGUCUAAUGGUGAGUCUGCUUACCGUUCCUUGAGUGAUCCUAUGCCUCAUAGACGUCGGUCAGAUGCAGAGGAUGGCGGAAAGAGCUUCUCCAUGGACAGCAACCUGCUCAGUUCACUCUCUCUAAGUUCCAAGGUGGGUGUUGGUGUGGAGUCUUCUGCAGCAGAUCUUUCUGAAUAUACAGGCAGUGCUGCCAGUGACCUUUCCAUGUGUAGCGACAGCCUGAGAGAUUACAGUACUGUUAUUCAGAGCAUUGUUUGUGAACCUGGCGCAAUGGACAAUCUUAUUGAUGAGAAGGUGAAUGGCAAGGCUGUGAAGAAAAAGAGCUUUAGCGACCCUAGCAGACGUGGAGAACUGGCAAAUACUGUCCUAGAAUUCCAAAAGCAUCCCAGCGAGCCAAUUUGUGAACUAGAACAAUCCAUACCACCUUCCAGCAGUGAGCCCAUCUUAUCCGAGCAAAGAGACGAGCUUUGGGCGCUCAAUAGCGAACAACAACAACUUUAUUGUCCAACCAGAAGGUCUCGUUCACAAUCUGAGCAUGUGUUGCCCUCCCACCUUGGUCAUAACGGAGAAACAAAAGCCCCAGGUGAGCCCUCAUUUCCUUUUGACCCUAAGCUAGCUCAGGUUUUGUCUCCUCGCACCAGUCGCAGAAGCCCCAAGAAACACACAAACCGCUUUACCCAUCAGUUGUCUUGUGAUGACGGGGAUCACUUAGUUGAACAAGGUGAAGAGCAGUCCUCCGCAUCCAUCCUCCCCCAGCUUCCUGCCUCAAAAGUCAGACCCAAACACGUGCGGCAUGCCAGUGAACCUGCCACAUUUGUGCCCAUCAUUCCUUCACAUGCCCACAUCUCCCAGGACUUCCAGAGGUCUAGCCAUGUCGGAGAGUCUUCUACACCCAGCAAAACAGUGCCGGGGGAGGAAACUCCAUCAUUAGAGGACGUCACUGAGCAAUACAUCUUGGCCUUGAACUCUCCAGAGUGCCCGGCAGAGACCCCAGCAGCUACUGGUGGGGUUAUUCUGGAAGGCACCACUUCCACGCCUUCAGUUCCUACCACCACUGCUGAGCCAAAACUAGAGAGGAAGUCCAGCGAGGAACUUUCCACUGCCUCUCUGAAGGCCAAACCGAGAGUGCCCUGCUGUCAUCCAUUACUCCCUCCUUCCCUCCCUGUCAGGGUACCUGAUAUCAGGGCUGAAUCUCAUUUCUGGAAGAACGACAAAAAUGACUUCAUCCCUCCACAAUGUUCCUCAGCUCCUGAGCUGUCUGCAAAUGGCUUUCAGAGGAGAAUGAGAAAGAGAAAUUAACAGGAUGAGCAGCUUUAAUGGACAGAUAAUCCACUUGCCUUCCAGCUUCCCUUCCCUUUUUUCUACUACUGUUUGUAGUGAUGUGCAAUUA